CGCACAUGCAAAAAAUAAAAAUAAAAAUAGAAAAAGAAAAACUUUUACACACAUAUCAUACUGUUCUUGAUAAGAAUAUAAAAACUCCUACUUGCAUGAUAAGGAAUCAAGUAUUUUCCAAAAAAAAGAAAAAAAACAACAACAAACACCGUUACGACGGGUAACGGUAGGCCAAAUGGGUGACAUCUAGUGCGGGCUUUAACCCACCAUCUCUCUCUUUAUAACCAGAUGCUCCCCCACGACUCUCUUUUCUCUUCCUACUCUCAAUCUCAUUUCUCACCCCCAAAAACCUAAAUCCAAUUUAGCCCUCUUUCACGCUCUCUCUCCGAUGCCUCUGUGUUUUUGGACGGCAAAAUAGGCCAAAAAAUUAAUUAAACUUAAGAUUAAAAUCAGAAAUAAAAAUAGAAAAUAAAAACUGGAAUAGGGAAAAGCGAAUAUGGUAGUUGAUGAUACGCUGGAGAUGAGCAUCAUGGUCGCCUCUGGAGGUCCCUCUUGCUUCCGGUUCCCCGAUGCUUAUCCCAAAAGGGUUUUGAUGGAGGGGAGAUAUAGUGGGGAUUGAUAUGAUGAAGGUCUUUAUAAGGUUAUUUCUUUGAAUUGUUUUUGGGAAAUGGCAAUAUUCAAUCCACCAGCAACAAUACCCACCCAGGAGUUGUUCAGCUGAAAUGGGAGAUUCUCUGCUCACAGCCUUGUCAAUGGAGAAUCAUCACCCAUCCACGCUCUUGUCUAUGGAUUCCAGUGCUUCCUCUCACGACGAAUUGGAUUUGGAGAUGAAUCGGCAAAUCAUACUCUCCCGCCCCCCUGAUAUCAAUUUACCCCUGUCAGCUGAGCGCAGCCCACCUCCACCGCCAUGGAAUUCGGACCCUUGUGAUAUUCUAGAUGUUGGGCUUGGUCCACAGGUUUACGAGACCGAGAGUUUACUUACCAUCCCCAAGGUGGUUGGACGGAAAUGCGCCAAGCGGGUAGACAGCAUAUGGGGUGCUUGGUUUUUCUUCAGUUUUUACUUCAAACCUGCAUUGAAUGAGAAAUCAAAGGCCAAAAUCAUCAGGGACAGCAAUGGGGUUAAUGGGUUUGAGAAGUCUGAUCUCAAGCUUGAUGUUUUCAUGGUUCAGCAUGACAUGGAGAAUAUGUACAUGUGGGUUUUCAAGGAGAGGCCUGAGAAUGCGUUGGGUAAGAUGCAGCUAAGGAGUUACAUGAAUGGACAUUCCCGCCAAGGGGAGCGUCCAUUUCCAUUUAGUGUUGACAAGGGUUUUGUUCGAUCUCACAGAAUGCAGCGGAAGCAUUAUAGGGGUCUUUCAAACCCCCAGUGUGUGCACGGGAUUGAACUUGUUCGGGCACCUAAUCUCAUUGGCCUUGAUGAGGACGAGCGUAAGAGGUGGGUGGAACUGACUGGGCGGGAUGUGAACUUCACAAUCCCUAUGGAAGCAGGUGACUUUAGUUCAUGGAGGAACCUUCCAAAUACAGAUUUUGAGCUUGAGAGGCCACCUGCCCCACUAAAGAAUGUGCCGAAUUCCCACUCAAAGAAACUUCUGAAUGGAUCCGGGCUGAAUUUGUCUACGCAACCAUCUAACAACAACAAUUCUGAUGGAAUGGACCUGUCUCCUGUCAGCAAGAGGAGGAAGGAAUUUUUUCCCCAUGGGAACGAUGACGAUUGCUUCCUGGCUGUUAAUCCUCCAUCUGAUCGAAUCCCAGAUAUGGAAAUCCACGCAAAUGGGUCGCAAUGGCCAAAUCACUUUAGUGGUGUAAUGAAGAAUGUUCAUGGACCUGUUACAGCUGCAAAAACAAUCUAUGAGGAUGAUGCAGGUUAUUUGAUCAUUAUCAGCUUACCCUUUGUGGAUCUCCAAAGGGUGAAAGUCUCUUGGAGGAAUACUCUUACUCAUGGUAUCAUUAAGGUGUCUUGUAUGAGCACAUCUCGCAUGCCAUUCAUUAAGAGACAUGAUCGGACUUUCAGGCUUACAGAUCCAUCCUCUGAGCAUUGUCCUCCAGGAGAGUUUGUUAGAGAAAUCCCACUGUCCACCCGCAUUCCUGAAGACGCUAACAUAGAAGCUUAUUACGACGGGCCAGGUUCUGUGCUAGAGAUUAUGGUUCCAAAACUCCGCGUUGGACCAGAAGAACAUGAGGUUCGUGUUUGCCUCCGCCCUCACCUUGGAGGCAAUGAUCUUAUGUUGACUUGAGAUAGGCAUUUUAUAGAGUUUAUGUAAGGGUUAUUGUCAUGUUUGGUGCUUCAUUGUUCUACUAACUUUGUACCAUUUUGUGUAUUUUAUGAAGGAAAAAGAAUGUGCUUCUCACAUUUGUCUUUGCAGUUUUUGCUACUAAUCUAUGCAUCUGGUUAGCUUUGACUCCCA
Molecule: messenger RNA, 2342 nt
Organism: Prunus persica (peach)
Lineage: Eukaryota; Viridiplantae; Streptophyta; Magnoliopsida; Rosales; Rosaceae
Exons: 2
Coding region: 663-2171 (502 amino acids)
Source: RefSeq, a predicted model, not a curated record